Messenger RNA from Tricharina praecox, 968 nucleotides. RefSeq lists its product as uncharacterized. The transcript is spliced from 2 exons. Lineage: Eukaryota; Fungi; Ascomycota; Pezizomycetes; Pezizales; Pyronemataceae. The record is from RefSeq and is a predicted model, not a curated record. Gene Ontology annotation, molecular function: DNA binding. Bases 211 to 762 code for a protein of 183 amino acids.
ACGGAACCUCGAAAUCUAUCUAUCCAAAACGAGAUAGUCCGGACUCCGGACGGACGCGGCGCUUGUCUUCGAGGAAGAAGAAGCAGAAAAAAACGCUGUGCUGCACUGCUGCGGCUGUCCGCCCCAGGGUGUCCGAUCGUCCACUCGAGACAAGCGAAAAGAAAGAAAUAAAAAAGAGAGAAAGAAAGAAAGGGAAAAAAAGAAUUCGCCAUGUCAGACGAGCGAGCAAACUGGGCCAUGGAGUCCUUCACGUUCGCGCAGCCAAUGAGGAUUUCUACUCUCCACGCGUAUGCCAGUGAUGAGCAAACCGUUAGCCCGAUGAGCUCGUUUCCGCCCAUCCCAAUCCCGUCGCGACGCGGAUCGGCUUCGAAUUCCAGCCCUAGCUCGUCGGACCAGGAACUACUGUCGUUCCUGCGUGAUGAUGGGCAACGCGGCAGCUGUAAGAGCUGCGGCCCUACCACCACCACGACGUCUUUCGAGGACGACGACCAAGAGGCUGUUGGACUUAUGACGACAGAACAGUGCAUCGUCUUGGAGCGUCACUUCUCCGAUUCUCGAAAACCCUCCACUAGUGAACGCCAGGCCUUGGCACAAGCCACUGGUCUCCCUGUUCACCACAUCGCUGUGAGUGUCUCCUCUUUGCUUAUUCCUACGCUCGUGCCCCUCCACCCCCCUCCCACCCCCCGUAUGUACCCAAUCCCCCUCUCCCUUAAACUCCUACGCUCUCCUCCCCUCCUCCGACUGCUUUCGUCUGUUCUUUGAUAUCGAUCUCUACAUAUACACCUCCAACCCCUACGUCUGCUCUCCCCCCGACAGCAACUUGGCGUACUCACCGUAUACCACCACACUCUCUCAACUGCAUCAUCGCCACCAUUCCUGGUCCUGUACCUGUACCUGGUCCCCUCGUACCUGGUCCCCCCGUACCUGGUCCUCUGCCUGUGCCUGUACCUGUACCCGGUCCUUUGCCU